Trichobilharzia regenti is the source of this 813-nucleotide messenger RNA. Lineage: Eukaryota; Metazoa; Platyhelminthes; Trematoda; Strigeidida; Schistosomatidae. The record is from the annotation of a GenBank genome assembly.
AUGUGUAAAGUAAUCUCAAGUACAAUUUUAGUACUGUUCAAUAUACCACUUGUGCUUGUGGGUUUAGGAUUAGUUGUUUUUGGUGCGUUAAUAAGAUGGAAUGAAAAACUUCUUGUUGAACGAAUCACUCCUGCAAUUAUUGAAGAGAUCGAUGAUGAGAACGCACGUGAAGCUGCUCAACAGCUGGUGGAAGAAAAAAUAACUCUAUUCGCUGCUUACGGUCUAGCGAUAUUCCUGUUUGGUCUAUUCAUCUGUCUGUUAUCAUUGUGUGGAAUAUGCGGAGUAUGCUGUAAAAGCAAAAUCCUACUUGGUACUUAUGCAGCAUUCCUUCUGGUUAUCUUUUUGGCUUUACUGGUGUUCACCAUUGUAUUUGGAACACGUAAAACUUGGUUCCGCGAUGAACUGGGAAUAAGUUAUCGCAGAUCAAUUAUCACUGAAUAUCAGAUGGAUAAUAACUACCCACCAAAGAGCGGUUUCACUGUAUUUGUGAAUGAAAUUCAACAAAAGCACAAAUGUUGCGGUUCUUUUGACUAUCGUGACUUCCAAGAUAACGAAUCAUUCAAAAGACAGAAUUAUAAAAUUCCUGCAUCAUGUUGCAAAGAUAUGAACAACAAAGAGUGCUGGGAACGUCCAACCUCACAGAAUAGUUAUAGAGACAAUGGUUGUUUCGAGUUUCUGUGGUCAGCUGCACAACCAAGCUUCCAGAUUAUUCUGUACUCACUCAUCGGUCUGUUAAUAUUGACGUUUGUCUUCGCGGUUAUCGCCAUCUAUCUGCUAACACGAUAUUCAAGGGAGAAAAUCCAACUACUUUAA